Molecule: messenger RNA, 1975 nt
Organism: Morus notabilis
Lineage: Eukaryota; Viridiplantae; Streptophyta; Magnoliopsida; Rosales; Moraceae
Product: GPI transamidase component PIG-S
Exons: 13
Coding region: 1-1740 (579 amino acids)
Biological process (GO): attachment of GPI anchor to protein
Cellular component (GO): GPI-anchor transamidase complex
Source: RefSeq, a predicted model, not a curated record
AUGGCGGAAGUCUCCGAACCGGCAAUCGCCGAAACAUCUCGGCCGGAAGAGCCAGUAUCGGAAUUCGAUCCCAAAUCCAUGCGAAAAACAAAACCAGGCCUCAAGCGCCUAAUCCUAACUCUCUCAGUUCUCCUCUCCUUCCUCCUAGGUUUCCCCUUCCUAUGGAAAUCAGUCGAAAUCUACCGCGCACCUCUCCCCUUCCGCGAAAUCGACCACUUCUCAGCUCAGCUCGAUUCCGCUCCAUUACUCUUCCCCUGUCACUUCCAAGCAAUACUUAUCGGCUUCAACUCCAAACCAUCCAUCAGCUCAGAUGAUCUACAAUUCGCCAUUUCCGAUUUGACCUCCCAAACGCCGCAAUGCGGCGCUUGCAGCGCCAGCUACACAGUCUCCGUCUCCGUGGACUCCGACGCCAUCUGCGCCGUCGAUUUCGAUAGCGACGAUGAGGCUGUUGAUGAGCUGUUGGAGUCUACGUUGGGAGGUCCCGCCGGUGAGAGGAAGGUGUACAGCGUGGUGGUGGUGAAUAGGGACGAGGAUGUAAGGGCCGUCGUCGGGAAGUAUCGUCACGCUUGGAUCUCCGGUAGGGUUUCGGAGGCGGCGGCAUUGUCGAGAGCGGCGGAGAUUUUUGUUAAGGUGUUUGUCAAUGGCGGGAAGGAAGAAGGAUUGAUUCAUGGAGAGUUUAUGCCUGUUGGUGCUGAUGGUAGGAUCGUGCUUUCCUUCAAUUUGCUAAAUGCAAAUCCAAAUGAUGGAGUUUAUGAUUGGGAAUUUCAGAAAAUAGAAGAGACUGUUUUGGCCCCAGUAAUUGAGGCAUUAAGACCUGUAGCAAACAUAAGCGUGGAAAGUCAAGUUUUAUACCAUACACCAAAGUUCUCAUUUUCUUACUGGGAUCAUAAGUGGAGCAGCUACAUCUUUAAUACCAAGGAUCUUCCUUUCUUUGUGAAUUCAAAUGAGUGGCACUUGGAUACUUCCGUUGCAGCUGGCGGGAGAUCAAAGAUAUUGCACUUUGUGGUCUAUGUACCAUCAGCGGACGAGUGGCCUCUUCUCCUACAGCUUCCCAAUGGAGAAGUUUCUAAGACUAAUGGAUUCAUCUCUCCGAUGUGGGGAGGUGUUAUUGUAUGGAACCCAGAAGAUCCUGGGGACACUCCAGAUAGUAAGCAACCUGUCAGACAUAAAAUAUCAUAUCAGGAUCUUCAGAAAGUUUUUGAAGUUUCCAUGGGGCAAUUGCGGCAACUUUUUGGUCUCAAAUCUGAUAAUCUUUUUGUUGGCUCUUCUGGCACAUCCAGGCUUUUAGCUAGUGACAGAGGCUUCACUCUCUGGGAAUUAGAUGUGUUGUCACGGCAGCACACAUGUUUUAAUCUUCAUUCAUGUGCUACCACCCUUGGAUCCCUUUCCAGACUGGUUCAAUCACUACCUAGGAUGAUUAUCAUGGAUGAGAUUGGAAAGCAGGUACAUUAUUCUCUGGAGGUAGCAAAACUGGCUCAAGUUAAUGCCUCACUUGGAGUUUAUGAUGCUUCUGCUGUUGCUUCCCGGCAAGCAAGAUCUCUGGCAGAGGAUGCGUUUUAUCACCCAUCAAUUAUGUCUGUCAGCUAUUACUCGUUUGAGCACUGUUUCGCCGUCUAUUCGCCUUUCUUUCUGCCAGUUUCGAUGCAUGUUCUUCUGGCAGCGUUAAGAGAGUGGAGAAGACACAAGCAAGAAAAUAAAAAGUACUUGGCAUGGAAGACCAAAAUAAAUAAAGCAUCUUAGAUGGCCUCAUUAGCCUGUUCAAUGUUUGAUUUGGAGAAACGCCGUCGGAUAAGAAGAGGCAAGAGAUCUUGAAAUGUAUUUGUGUAACAUUUCAGGCUUAAAAUCACGAUUAACAUUUUCAGCUCACAAUUUUGAUAAUUAUCUUUUCCAUAAAUUAAGAGAGGUGCUAACUUUAGGACUGUAUUGAGGCUAAACAUUUUGUUAAAUAGAAAAGAAAAAAACGACUGGAUUUAAC